AUGUCUGCAUACGAUCCAUUCAGUAUUCAUAAUGGAGGUACUCAUACUUUCAAUGGGACAGAAACUAUCAGUCGGAUGGUGGUGGAUGGAAAUUAUAUUGAUGGAUCUUGGGAAUUAUCUGUUCGCGUUGAAGACAUAAACACAAAUGUUUCAGUACGUGUUUCGGGUGAUCUGCCACUGGGUGGUUUGAUGCAUCUAAUUGUCGAAAAAGUGAAGUUACAACAAAGUUGGUCAGAUCAUGCAAUAUGGUGGGUCGAUAGAAAUGUAUGGCUUUUGCAGAGCCGGACAACAUUGGAUCAAUAUGGAAUUCAGUCGGAUGCUAGAUUGGUGUUUCAUCGUAUGCAUAACGAUGUUCAAAUAGUUUUACCCUCUUUAACUCCUCUAGUACUUCGUGUCAAUUAUGCUGCCCGGUUGUUUACUGUGGUUCGGGAUAUAUGUAAAGAACUAAACAUACGACAUUCGGAGGAGUUAUCUUUAACACUUCCUAUCACUAAAAAUAUGCUUAAAACAAAUUGCCCAUUACCGACUAUUCGUCCAGGCUUGCGACGUCCUGGUUUGCCCAAUCCAAGAAAUGAUCAAUCUUCUGUUAAAUCGAAGUUCCCUUCACCUGCGUCUUCAAUUUAUCCUACAGUUGAUGGACAAAAAAUUAAUCCGUAUAACACAUUGAAUUCAAAUGCUGGUACAAUAAUGCGAUUUAAAUCUGAUAACUCGUUAGAUCAAGAAAGACUUGAUUUCGCUCGCUAUGCUGACUGUUCAUUGAGACGUUCUGCAAAAGCAGUGUUUGCCGAUAGCUGGUUAAUGAAACCCAAGAAUUUAGUUCAAAAAGCACGGCUGAACAGUGGAUGGUUAGACUCAUCUCGGUCACUUCUAGAACAAGGGAUUAAACCAUCAUCUUUGGAACCCGAUAGUCAUAGUCCAUCUAGCCCUCCAACUUUAUAUCUGUGCUUCAAAUAUUUCACUUUCUACGAUGUGAUUUUGAAAUAUGACGCUGUUCGUAUUCAUCAGCUUUAUGAACAAGCUCGGUGGUCUCUUCUGUCUGGCCAGUUUGAUUGUACAGAGGAUGAGAUGGUUGUUUUUGCCGCCUAUCAGCUGCAAGCCGAGUUACAGUCUGCUGCUGUCAAUCAGCACUUAUGUAUCACAAACUUCCCAGAUAUGAAUAAUACAAAUCCUUAUUCAACUUUAGGUGCUUGUACAACUGUGAGUUCUAAUUAUGUAAAUCGUAGUCCAGUUCAUGCUACUUCGAGUCCCGACUUGGCAAAAAAGCACUAUCCGCUUUAUAAUAGUGGUGGGUCAGUUUCACAGUUACCUCGCAAUUUAUCUCCAAUCAGUUCAGCUUUGGUGGAUGAAAUACCGAGUAAUGUACAUAACGUAGGUGGUGUAGACGAAGUAGAUGAACUCCUGUCAGAACUGGAACAAUCGUGUGGAGUUGCCGACGAGUCUGAACCAGUAUCACGUACUCUACAAAAUGCGAUUCGACCAACUGGCCAUGAUAUGACGGAUACUUCUGAAGUACCUAGUCUUGAAGGUUCGAUUAAAGUAUUCCGAGAUCGCUCUCGCCUCCUAAAACGUUACAAAGCGUACUGGGCUGUUAUUGUAGAAGCUCGUCUGUAUUUAUUCAAAAAUAAAACACAAACAAAAGAAUGCUUAGCUGAGUAUUCACUUCGCGAUUGUACAGUCAGUUUUGAUGUGAGUGUUGCACAUCAAAAAUACAUAAUCAAACUAUCAGUUCCUUCUAUAUUGGAUCAAAAGACAAGUAAUGGUUCUCCUCUCACUCCUUCGGGUAACUCCUCUACACCUAGGGAAUUAUGCUCUACGCGAGAAGAAAUAUGGUUGAAGUUUGAUUCAGGUGAACAAUAUGCUUGUUGGUUAGCUGCAUGUCGUCUUGGUUCUAGGGGGAAAACAUUGGCAAGUAAGGUAGCCUACAGUAAAGAAGUUGAAGCUACGUUAGAAUUACUCAAACUUCAGAUGCCUGGACCAUCUCCAGCUAUGUCACUUUCAGAAUCUACAGCCUAUUUGGGUGAUUUGACAGAUUUCUGUAAUGAACGUAUUAUUCGAAAGGCACGUUCUAAAGAUACUCUAAGACAACGUAUCACUGAAGCUCAUGUAAACAUUCGUGAUCUUGGUUUAUUAGAAGCUAAAUAUAAAUAUAUUCAAACCUGGCAACGACUGACUGAAUUCGGUCGAAGUUACUUUAUUGUACAGUUUGAACGUGGGUUACUAGGAUUGCCAAAUACAAAUAGUGGAGGGUUAUUCAGUACUCCAAUGGAUGACAUUAUAGCCAUCUGUCAGGGUCGUAUUGAGGUUGUUUCUCCACAAACAGGCGAAGUUUUAUUAACUUGGAAUUUUUCUGAUCUACGUUCAUGGAAUGUUAAUUGGGAUGCUGAAAAAGUCAUUUUAGAGUUUCGCAAUUCACAGGUAACAUUUCGACCAUUGUCGACCAACUGUAAGACAAUCGUGGAAUUUAUUGGUGGGUACGUAUUUCUUAG
This is a messenger RNA of Schistosoma bovis, 2486 nucleotides long. The record is from the annotation of a GenBank genome assembly. Lineage: Eukaryota; Metazoa; Platyhelminthes; Trematoda; Strigeidida; Schistosomatidae.